AGGACGGGCAGGUGCUGAUCGUAGUAAUAUGUGGUUUAUCGGGUGUGUUUUGUAGCGUAGAUCAUGGUUUCGUCGAGUUAGGUCUGUGUACAGUCAUUAUGAGGGUGAUGCGACUCGCCGUUAGCUCACGAGCUGUCAUAUUCACGCUCGUGGUUACUGUUCCCACGCUUACACGUUUGUUUUGGAACGGAACUGUCAAGUCGACUUCUAGUAGUAGUAAGACGUCUCUACCUGUUUCCGAUGUACCCGACGAUCGCCGUACGUUACUGGAACGGUCCGAGAAUUCCUGGAAAACGCACUUUUUCUCUCGACACCUGUUGUCCAAACCGAACUGCACGCCUCGUGCUGUGGAACAGUUUCCACGAGACAUCUUCUCCCAGGACCAGCGAUCUCAUGGAGCCAUCUUGAUCCACAUCUUUAUCGUGCUAUACAUGUUCCUGGCACUCGCCAUUGUGUGUGACAGCUACUUCGUGCCUUCUCUGGAAAUCCUCUGUGAAUAUCUGCAUCUCGAGUCGGAUGUUGCUGGUGCUACCUUCAUGGCUGCCGGGAGUUCUGCCCCCGAACUAGCUACAGCUGUUAUUGGAGUCUUUAUUGCCAAGGAUGACGUUGGACUGGGAACUAUCGUCGGCUCGGCUAUUUACAAUGUGAUGUUUGUCAUCAGUGUCUGUGCCAUGUUUGCUGGUACUGUAGUGUAUCUCAACUGGUGGCCGUUGAUCCGUGACUGUGUGGCGUAUUCGAUAAGCAUCGCUGCCCUUGUCAUAGUCAUUUUUGAUGAAGUGGUCAACUGGUACGAGGCGGUGGCCCUAUGUGUUCUGUACAUGAUGUAUAUAGUGCUGAUGUAUUUCAACUCCAGUCUGGAGGACAAGCUCGUUCCCAUGGUAGAGCGGUGUUGUCCCAAGAAGACUCGGGAAGAAUCCAUAGUGCUGUAUGAAAAAGUGACCUCUUCCAAUGGUGCCAUUGAUACAAGAAACACUAGUAAUGGUCAGUUUAGAGAACUGCAGCCCCUGACAAUGGAACUAGGAGACGAGAGUGAUUCGGAUGAUGAAACCUUUCAACAGAGGUCUCCCACACACUCUAAAGCAUCAGAGGAAGAACCGCAGCCACUGUGCAGGCCUCCCAGUGGGUUUUGGAAGAGCUUACUCUGGUUUGUCUCCCUUCCCAUCAACUCGGUUCUGUUCAUCACGGUUCCCGACUGCCGCAAGACGUGCUGGAGGCGGUGUUUCCUCAUCACGUUCUUCAUGUCACUCGUCUGGCUGUCCGCGUUCUCCUACUUCAUGGUGUGGAUGAUCACGGUAGUGGGGUACACAGCCAACAUUCCUGAUACAAUAAUGGGGCUUACACUGGUUGCAUUUGGCGUCAGUCUACCUGAUGUAGUGGCUAGUCUCAUUGUUGUUCGAGAUGGUUUUGGUGACAUGGCCGUUUCGAAUGCUGUGGGCUCUAACGUGUUUGAUAUUCUCAUCUGUCUUGGAGUACCCUGGCUCCUACAGACUUCCAUCAUCAGUCCUGGUAGUCACAUCCAAGUCUACAGUGAAGGUCUGAUCUAUUCAUCCCUUACUCUUCUUUCAACUGUUGUUUUCCUCAUUGUGGCCACACACGUCAACGGAUGGAAACUGGACAAGAAGUUUGGAGUCAUCUUAAUGGUGGUUUAUAUUUUAUACACUGUUUUAGCCUCCAUGUACGAACUGAAUAUAUUCGGAUAUUUUCAUCCCAAAGAAUGCCCUAGUAAUUAUUGAGUUAUUAAAUAUAUAUUAUUAUUUAUAAUUUGAUGUAUAUACAUGUCUUUAAAUAAAUCUUCAUUUUGAGGUAUAUGCCAUUAACAUGUAUCGAUCUCCUUUUAACAGUAACAUACAUUUUAAAGACAUAUAGUGAACAUUUUUAACUAUUGUUUUACACAUUACAAUACAGAUGUGUUAACAUCUAAAUUAUUAACUAAUUUUUAAAGUUGUAAUUACCAUAUAAAUAUGUAUAAAAUCUAUCUUCUUAUUGAUUUUCUUCAUUUUAAUACCUGUAAAAUCUGUCUUGUUAAUUAAUUAUCUAUUUUUAUGUGUUGCUAUAUACACAUGUACA
Messenger RNA from Gigantopelta aegis, 2067 nucleotides. Its product is annotated as sodium/potassium/calcium exchanger 3-like. Bases 99 to 1733 code for a protein of 544 amino acids. Gene Ontology annotation, cellular component: membrane. Lineage: Eukaryota; Metazoa; Mollusca; Gastropoda; Neomphalida; Peltospiridae. The record is from RefSeq and is a predicted model, not a curated record. Gene Ontology annotation, biological process: intracellular calcium ion homeostasis; calcium ion transmembrane transport. The transcript is spliced from 11 exons. Gene Ontology annotation, molecular function: calcium channel activity; calcium, potassium:sodium antiporter activity.